This is a messenger RNA of Pelmatolapia mariae (spotted tilapia), 5968 nucleotides long. RefSeq names its product interleukin 1 receptor accessory protein (gene il1rap). Lineage: Eukaryota; Metazoa; Chordata; Actinopteri; Cichliformes; Cichlidae. Bases 438 to 2996 code for a protein of 852 amino acids. The record is from RefSeq and is a predicted model, not a curated record. The transcript has 13 exons. Gene Ontology annotation, biological process: signal transduction.
GCCGCUCGCUGCGCCUUUUACGCGCUUUUAAGACUCUUUAAAGUUUGUGCGGACCGAGUCCAGCUGUUAACAUCUGUCAGCAUCUGUCCACAGCUGUCCGCAGGCUCGCUCUACCCUCCCGCGGCUUUAAUUAGUCGGCACGUGAUGUUAACCGCGGCUGCUUAAUUACCCGGAGCAGCUCCGAGCGUCACUUUGGAGGAGUUCCCGGAGCACCGGGGCCUCCGCGGGAGAUUUACAGCCGAGAUCGAGCCCUGACACGCGGCCGUUAAUCACCAGAGCCCCGCUGCUCCCAGAGGGUGAGGGAGUGAGUGAGCCGCAGGACUCUGGCGCCUCACACUAGACCCGGACACUCCUGGUUCUGUGUCCGCCCACCGGCACAUCCAGCUGGACAGCCCCGACCGGACUCACACCUCUCACCCCCGGAGGACCUGCUGCCAAUGGCAACUUUCAUCUCCGCCCUCGUCUUCCUCUUCGCUGUGAUGGGCGGGACUUCCCCUGCUGCCAGUCAGUCCAGCGCUCCGACAGAGCCCAUGUGCUACGACUGGGGCGAGUCCAGCGAGGGGGCGGUCUCUGUCGUGGAGGGCGAGGUCGGUUGGCUCUCCUGUCCUCUUUUCUCUCAUCCCUCCGUCUACAACUACACCUCCACCCAGAGCGCCGGGCACAACCUCUUCUGGUACCGCCUCCCCGAGGGCCACGACCUGGAGCAGCCAAUCACGUACAGCUCGCGGCUCAGCAAAGACAGAGAGAGACUGUUUCUGCAGCCGGCCACCGCCAACGACACCGGCCAGUACAUCUGCAUGCUGCGUAACAAGUCCUCCUGCAGUAAGAUCGCCAUCCGCCUCAAAGUGUUGCGGCCGGACGACGUUGUUAAGUGUGCACUUCCGGUUGCCGUGGCACCGAUUGAGGACUUGAUCCCUUUGCAGGAGGGGAAGACGUUGGACUGUCCAGACCUGCAGGACGCCACCAAGAUGUCAGAAAGCGCGCCAAAGGUCCAAUGGUACUUUGUGGCGCACCCGGUGUGUGACUGGUAUCCGUUCUGGGACAACGACAGGGAGCAGAAAGGAAACAGUUUGCAGGUUCACCUCAUGAUGGAACAGUAUCAGGGUUUAUAUUACUGCAGAGUCCAGUACCAGAGGAGGAACCAAACACUCAACUUCACCAGGAGCAUCAACGUCACCGCCAUCUUGCCCCUCUCGCUGCCCAAAGAGCCCAGCAUCAUGAACCCCACAAAUGACCAGAUUUUCACAGUCAAAACAGGCACCGAGGUGCGUCUGGUGUGCAGAGGUCAGCUUCCGUUUGUCCUGGACAAACCGUGGCGGGAGAUCUGGUGGACGGUUGAUGGGAAGACGCUGGACAAACUUCCUGAUCGAUUCAAACAAAUUAACAGGGUGGUGAGAGACCACUUCAGGGACCUGACUAUCGAGAGCAUCCUCGUGAUCCAGGACUUCCAGUCCAAAGACCUGAAGCGAGAGUUUUACUGCUCCGUGAAGAACGAGCGAGGCUUCGAUACCCGCAGAGCUCAGCUGGAGGAGGAAGUGUCGCUGCCCACCGUGGAGCUGGGCUGCGGCCUCGGCGUCACUCUGCUCCUCAUGCUGAUCCUCUUCGUGGUUUAUCACGUCUUCUGGCUGGAGCUGCUGCUGCUCUAUCGCUCCUGGUUCGGCACAGACGAGCGGCACACAGAUGAUAAGGAGUUCGACGUGUACAUUUCGUAUGCGAGGAACAGUGAGGAGGAGCAGUUUGUUCUGUUGACGCUGCGCAGAGUCCUGGAGAACGAGCUCGGGUACUCGGUGUGCAUCUUCGACCGAGACAGCCUGCCCGGCGGGACCAUCACAGAUGAGACUCUGAGUUUCGUGGCUCGCAGCAGGCGCCUCCUGGUGGUCGUCAGUCCCGGCUACGCCUCACAGGGCUCCCAGGCUCUGCUGGAGCUCAAGGCCGGCAUUGACACCAUGGCGCUAGCUGGGCACCUGCGGGUGAUCCUGGUCCAGUACAAGCCGGUCCGGAGGAAGGGCUGGGUCAGGGAGCUGAGGCGGGCCCGGGUGGCUCUGGCGCUGGUCCGAUGGCAGGGGGACAAGUCCAGAGAGCUGUCGUCACGCUUCUGGAAGAGGCUGAGGGUGGAGUUGCCCGUGCGGAGGGUUAGCAGCCGAGGGGAGGACGAAGAAGAGAGCAACCUAUCAGAGGCCAUCCUGCAGUCAAUGCAGCGGAGCCGCCGCCUCCUCUUCGUUCUCAGCCCAAACUUCCUGGCAGAAAAGAGCUUCAGUCUCCUGGAGUGUCGUCUCGGUCUGUACCUCGAGAAUAGUCUCCGAGCCUCUAUUAUCGCUGUGGUUUACCGCUCAGUCAGCAAACUGGCCUGUGUGGAGGUCCCUCAGCUCCGUCAGGCCACCAUCACCACCGUCACGUGGCGAGGAACCCGAUCUGAAUCGCGGCGCUCUCGCUUCUGGCUCAGGCUGAGGUUGGCACUGCCCGUCCGCCCACUCGCUCUGGGCAGGAGGUUGAUCGACAGCACAUCAUCGCACUCAGACCUGGCUGCCAUGGCCCUGCAGAGAGCUCAACGGAUCCAGAGCGACAGAGCCAAUCAGGGCCGCCGAAACGGGCGUACCAAUGUUAGCCGCAGAGACAGGCGGACGCGGCCCAGAGGGUACCUAAAGAGAGGGGUCGUAAAUAUGGAGGAGGGGCCACAGCACAGCAGGAGCUGCUCAGGGUGCGCUGGGUUUAUGGGUAAUGUAGAGGGGGCAGGGGUGGAGCUUACAGUAGAGACGCAAACACAGCAGGAGUCAUGCGAGAGGACAGAGGUUCGUUCAGACCCGGUCCCAGAAACACACCCCAACCCAGUUCCUAACUCCGCCCAUGAUGCUCACUGCUCUCCUAACCCCACCCCCAUACACCACCUAGAUUCUGAUUCCGCCCUCACUAUCAGUCCGGAGAACAAAAUGGGGAAACACAACCAGCAGCAGGCGGUGAGCAGUUCGAGGACGUCUGAGGAAGUUCUUCCAUCGUAGAGGGAAAAGGGGUGGAGCUUGUGGUGAAAAUGGCACCAACUCCACCCUUUGAUAAAGACCUUUAUUUCUAACUUAAAGGAGAUGCUGCAUUCAAAUCACGUCAGGAAAAUACAGUGUUUGGGAGGUCAGAAGAAACAUUAAGGCGGGUUUGUCCUGAGGGAGACGAUAGACAGCAAAGUCCAGGGGUAAUUCAAAUCUUUAGAAUUCAUCCUCUGGAGAGUAGGAGAUCCGUAUAUUUCAGGAUGAUCUAAAUGGCAGAUCUUGAAGGUUUAGGAACUUCUGCAAUAGUACAAUAACUACGCUUACAUGAACAAAAGUACUGGGUCACAUCUCCUAAUUAUUGAAUUCAGGGGUUGUCAGUUUGAAUUGAAGUAGGUGCUGUAACAGGAAACCAUUGUUGCAUCAAGUCCGACUUCCCUCCUAAAUGUUUCACCACGCUUUCGGGGGUAUUAUUUCAAAGUGGAAGCUUUUAGGCACUCGGCCAUGCAGUGACAGACUGUGUAAAGUAAUUGAACGAGGUCUCGAGUGUUCGGGCGCACAGUUCGCAAAAGUCGCCGACGCUCUGUUGAGUCAAAGGCUGCAGCGCUCCAAAGUUCCUCUUGCAUGGCCAAGCAGCUCUUACAGCUGUCUUACGUAGGUGGUCCCGUACUUUUCUCCAUAUUGAGGAAGUUAAUACACCUUUUAAUAAACCAGAGUAUUGUUUCCCUUAUUUGGUCUCUAGUAAAACUGCAUCAAGGCCACAGAGGCCUUAAGGACAAACUCAGGGACAAAGUUUUCAGUGUCUUUCCUUAAUUCACAAGAUUUACAGCUCACAGUGAAAAUAUGAAACCAACACAUCAAAACACUUUGAAUCUUUAAGGCUUUUGUACGAGAAUCAACCUCUAAUAAAAUUAAGCUAAUGCUGAAGUGCCAAAAUCUGCAGUUCCUCUAAUGGCCUCUUGAGGCUCCAGCAGUGAGUCAGUCCCCACAGAUGCUGAAAUGUCUGAUCUUACAGCAGAAAUCAACGUGUUUACAAAAGGUUUCGUUCUCUUUGGCUAACUCUCCUGUUUAAAUGAUCUUAAGGCUUAAAAUUUGCAUUAUUGGGGGUGUGGCCUCUUUGAUUGACAGGUGGAGAAAGGGGCUGCUGCUGCUACACCCACUGACGAUAAAUGACAAGAACAUGAGAACAAUCCAGGUUCAUGUAUCAUGGAUGAAAGUAGCUCAUCAGCCCGCCACCACACGACUUCCAUUAGCAGGUGACGACAUUAGCUGCUAACAGAAUCACAGUUCACCUAUAAAAUAACUGGAAAUGCCUUAUUUUUAUAUAUCUUACUUUAGUCUCUGUGUUUUCUAACAGAAAAGGAGUCCCUCGUUAUUUAUGUUGAUUUAAUAAUGUUUCCACAGCCCUGUCUGUUUUCACCUGAGACCUUUAAUCAGUGUUAUCUCCUCUUGUAGCUUUGCUGUUUCUGCAUGUCAGCUGCUGUUCUCAGAUCAAACCCUGCUUUUCUUUGAUGACUAAUAAAGAGACGGCACUGCUCAUCUUUACGUGGAGAGACUGAACGUGCUUGUACAUGAUGUGAUACCAUUCCUAUAAAGGGACACUGGUUAAUAAAACUCUAUGUUGAUGAUGAUAAUUGCUUGGCAUCUGAAAUUUCUUUUAAUUAUUCAUUUUUAGUGGAUUGUGGAAAACGUGCUGAAACAGUUGAGGUGAUUGUUUUGUCCACCUCUGAUGGAGGAAUGUGUUUUACCGUCAAAUGUCUUGGCUCUUUUGGGAGCACAUGUUUAAUGCUAAUGAUUAUGAGCUUCUUCUGUCCUUUACUGACCGAGGCUCUGAAAUAGUCACUGAGCAGCUAAAAUGUAGUUGCGGGACUUUUAUUUUGACAUUCUCAUCAAACGUCUUUUCUUAAUCACUCUUCCUGACACAGGUUCAAACAUGUUAUGGCAUGAAAUGGAAAACACACUAUCAUUAAUGAACAUGUUGGUCCACUGCUAUGAAUUGUGGGAUGUCAUUACCUGCUUUCCUUUACAAAGGAUCCUCCAGUGCAUCCUUUGCUGAUGUGAUAAAGAAAGCACUGCAGACACUUCUGGGUCCUUUACACAACUUCCUAAACAAAUUUGAUCCCUUGACGGUAACAAGUGACUUGAGGUGGGAAAAUCAGCAGAAACGUAAAUGAGAGGCUAAAUCAGCACAAACCAGCAGGUGUCGCUGUUUGACCACCCAGCCUGAGUGCAGGAGUUCCUGUGUGUCCAGAGUUAGUACGCACAGUCUGCGUAUCGCCUCUGUUUUCAUGAGGUUUAUAUAUUUAUCAGGGCAGCACGCAUGGAUUAAUAAAAAACCUGAAUUCUUACUGUCAACUGUCACAACCCCCAGAAAGGCUUUCUACACAUCACGUCCCGCCUAACCAAAAAGAGUGAAGUGGUUCCAAGAAAUCUGUCAGUUAUUAACAUCUAAGAAGAAGCAAAAGAAAUUAACCAUAGCCAACAGAAGGCGCGCCAAAGUUACCAAAGAGAAGGGAAGCCGCUCAGCUGGAAGAGCUGAGCCUUCCCUCUGACAUAAACCAACAUCAGAGCCGAACCCAACAGGAACAGAGCCACCGUCCACGAGAAACUAAGGAAGUAACAGGAAAGUGAAGCAUACAAACACAGGAAGGCUUAUUAUUAAUCUCUGGCUCUCUUCCACAGAGUGUCUUUGUCCUGUCUUCAUGCUCUCCCAUUCCCUGUCGGUCACUGGGAGUGUAGACAGGCCACAUGCUUCUGUCGGAGGUUUCUUCCUGUUAAAAGGGAGUUUUUCCUUCCCACUGUUGCCAAAGUGCUUGCUCAUAGGGGGUCAUAUGAUUGUUGGGUUUUUCUCUGUAUUACUGUAAGUUCAUUACAAUGUAAAGUGACUUGAGUUGUUGUGUUUUGAUGCUAUGUAAAUAAAAUUGAAUCAAUUGGGCGAGAUUAGGUGGCUGGUUUCAGGGAGUUUCAGUUAUUGGUCUGCUGGCCUGCUCUUG